AGCCACGCGAGGCAGCGAGCCCUUCCACCCCACCCCACCCCACCGGUGCCUGCCCGUGCGCACGGCCACGCUCCCCAGAGCCAGAGGCAGAGGCGAGAGAACCAACCCGAGGCCAGGCGGCGAUGGUGUUGGACUCGGAGCUGGUGGAGCGGCUGCGGGAGGUGCUGCGGGAGUCGGACCUCACCACCACCACCACCGGCGCCCUGCGCCGCCGCCUCGAGGAGGACUUCGGCGUCGACCUCUCCGACAAGAAGACCUUCGUCCGGGAGCAGGUCGACCUCCUGCUCUCCGAGUUCGCCGACAAGGCCGAACCGGAGGAUGCGCCCGCGGAGGAGGAGGAUCCGGGGGAGGUGACGCCGGAGGCCGGGGAGGGGGGAGAGGAGAAGGGCGAGGGGGAGGAGGAGGGGGGCGAGCAGCAGGAGGGGGAGGGGGAGGAAGAGGAGGAGGAAGAGGAGGAGGAGGAGGAGGAAGACGAGGAGAGUGGCGGCGGCCGGAAGAAGAAGCGGCGGUUGGGUGACGGCAAGAAAAAGGCUGGUGGUUUUACAAAAUUAUGCAGCAUUUCCCCAGCACUUCAAGAGUUUGUCGGUGCCUCUGAGUGUGCCAGGACAGAGGUUGUCAAGAAGCUUUGGGCAUAUAUUCGAGAAAAUAAUUUGCAAGACCCAAGCAAUAGGAGGAAGAUUCUGUGUGAUGAGAAUCUGAAGAAGAUUUUUAACGUCAAUUCAAUUGAUAUGUUCCAAAUGAAUAAAGCUUUGACCAAGCACAUUUGGCCAUUGGAUUCUGAUGGUCCUGUCUCACCAAAGAAAUCGACACCCAAAGCGAAGCCUCAAAAGAGAGACAGAAGUGAAGCAAACAAGCAAAAAGGAGGAUCCUCUGGGUCUACUUCUGGUCUUCUUGCGCCCCUUGUACUUUCGGAUGAUUUGGCAAAAUUUAUCGGCACCGGUGAGAGUAUGUUGUCACGAUCUGAUGUUGUGAAGAGAAUGUGGGUUUAUAUAAAAGAGAAUAACUUGCAGGAUCCUUCUGACCGGAGGAAAAUAAUCUGCGACGAGAAGCUGAAGGAUCUAUUCCAAGUUGAAUCAUUCACUGGAUUCACUGUGUCGAAGCUGCUGAACCCCCAUUUUACAAAGGCAAAGUAGGGAGGCUGCACCACCCCGGGCCCCUCGGCGGCACCCAUGAGGACGGGUGGUUUUGCUUUUCUUGUUUUGCAGUAAUCUGUAACCGUGGAACAUGUAGGAGUCAUCAUCAGAGAAAUGUGGAACCUUAACUUGUGUGAAUUCCGGUUGGACUUUCCCCCCAUUAUCAAUGGUAGGGUCUUCGGUGUCUA
Messenger RNA from Aegilops tauschii subsp. strangulata, 1321 nucleotides. RefSeq lists its product as uncharacterized. The record is from RefSeq and is a predicted model, not a curated record. NCBI's taxonomy places the organism in Eukaryota, Viridiplantae, Streptophyta, Magnoliopsida, Poales, Poaceae.